Molecule: messenger RNA, 6025 nt
Organism: Mizuhopecten yessoensis (Yesso scallop)
Lineage: Eukaryota; Metazoa; Mollusca; Bivalvia; Pectinida; Pectinidae
Exons: 20
Coding region: 133-3429 (1098 amino acids)
Source: RefSeq, a predicted model, not a curated record
UGGCGCUGUAAACAAGAUGGCGGACACAGGCGACAGGUACUUCGAUUGGACGUGUAAUAUGGAGCAAACUGUGAAAAAUAAGUCGUAGUGAAGGAUAUCGAUCGUACUGAUUGAACGGUUUGUCUGAAAUUGAUGGGAGGAGAUGCAACUGGCAAAAUGGCAGCAGAAAGGAGCAAAUUCUUUUUCUAUGACCAAUCAGACCAGCAAGCCCCGGGGAGGCGGUACAGGAAGAUGCCGGAGGACCUGCCGGAAAGUCUCAAGUAUGCUCGCCUUAACCCCAAAGUGGCAGCAUAUUUGGCCAGCAAGGAGCGUGAGGCCCAGAAACAGGCAGAACAAGAUCCGUUUGGUGACGGACUUGGCAAGAAAAGUUUACUUCCCCACAUAAAUAGUGCUGUGACACACAUAAAAAACCACCUAGACAGUUCCUUGUCUAAUGACGAGGGAUCUCAGAAAUUCUUGUUUGAGGAUACCAAGGCCUCCUCAGGAAACAUUCUACAACAAUUAUCGAGGUAUUUGUAUUUCUACGAUGACAUAUCUAGUCAUAUUCCUAGAGGUCUAGAGUAUCAACUAAUGGCACAAUGGAAGGAUUUGACAAAUGAUGUAAUUUUUAUCCCACGUGAGUGGCAGACGGCAGAGGGAAGGGAUCAGUACCUGGUUUCUCUGAGAGAGGUUCAGAGUGACGAAGACAGUGUGGAGCUGGGGACGGAUGUCCCAAUCAAAGUAACCGGGCGAAGUAGUGUGGACAAACUGGAAGGAAAAUCAAAAACCAAACGUUGUUCUACUAGUAAUAAAAAUGCAAUUCCAGAAAUCAUAAAAGAUGAAGUUGAUGGUGGUGAUAAACCAAUCAAGAGGAGUGACAGUCGCAUGUCAAACAUGUCUGUCUCACAGAACAGGAAUAGGUUAGAGUCUAAGACCGGACGCGCAUCCAGGGACCAGCUACGCUCAAACUCAAGGUUGCAAUCUGCAGCAAGCUCACGGAAACACCCUGAACAUGAUGAUUUGUUUUUCAACAUUGCAGAAACACCAUCGGAUCCCAGAACUGUCACAGGAACAAACCAGCCUGUCCCCUAUGGUACGACCAUCUCUGUGUCCAUGGUGUCCUGUGAAACCAAAGGUUGGAUUGUGAACAAAGGACGCCAAGAUGAAAUAGAUAAAAAUACCAUCCUCGAGUAUUGUAUACAAAUACUGCAGGAGACCAUGAAAGCUACGAAGGAACAGCGAAUAAAGGACAUUGAUAAUGGCUAUGACAGGGAAGUCCAGGUACGUUUUUACGGUGAUGCCAAGAAGGAGGCUAUGUUGAAGUACCGGAGGUCACCCCUAAAAACAGCUGUAAAACCCAUUUACAAGGGAGGUAAACCAAGGAUUCCCCCGGUAUUUGACGAGCGACAUGAAGGGAAGGACCUGUUGCAGGCAACACAUCUGGAUGGCUCUAGUGUUGUGUACUACCCCUCAGGCUAUAAGGCUGUAGUCUACACAGCUGCAGGGUUCGGACGACCGGGACACUACCUAUUGGCUUAUGAUGAUGGACCCGAGUCUAAGAUGCUGGCAUGUUUCACUCCCAGUGGGAAAGGUGUCUGCUAUGGAGAAAAUGGAGUAAUUCGCGUGCUGGUGACGGAGAAGGGAGGUCAUGAGGCGUUGGACGAUGGAUCUAUUCUUAGAAAGUGGAAGUGGCCAACCACUCAGAUGAAAACUUUUACCCCAGUCACAUUCCAGAUGAACCAUUCCCUGCUGUUCAGGUGUUCAGGCCAACAGGUGAUGUCCAUGAUAUUUAACUGCACUAAGGAAGUAGCUCGAUUCUCUCUAAGUGCUACACCAGGCGCUGUGGAGUCCAAACCAGGAGACGAAAACGAACAACUGCUGACUGCAUCUUUCCCCUUUUCAUCUCGAGCUGCCAAAGACUUGAUGAGGUUGUUUGCACCAAAACCAAGUAGGAAAAAUAAAAACCAAAAGAAGAAGCACCAUGGCCGUAGUCAUCACCCAGAAAUCCAGAAACUACUUGAAUUUUCAUUACAAUACGAUGCUGAGAAUGACAAGGAUCUGGCCAAACUUCAGAGAAAGGCCAAGGGUUUGGUGGAGGAGUGGAUGGAACACUACCGUUUGGCAGUUGGUCUCACUUCACCCUUCCUUAGCACCAUGAUUGAGUACCCAGAAUACAGCACAAGAAAGAGGAACAUCAAGUCUGCUCAGCUGGCAGAUAACGGACAGCUGUCACGACGAGCUAACAUGGAACUUGUCAGUCCAGUGCACAGCAGAGUACCAUCGGCUCCCCUUGUGAAAGCAAGAAGUAGAUCAGCCAAGAGCCUAGUUGAUGAAUUUGAGGUGAUGGAGUCUCGAAAGAAGAGUGCAGCUCCAUCUAACGUGAAGUUUGAGGAUGAUACCACAGAUGCUGGCGGUGAUGUCUCCCCAACGGCUAUCGCUAUGUUUGAAAGACUAGCACAUUCUGCGGGUAAACAUUCAUCACGAGGUAUACGGACUCCUGUAUCCAGUGCACCUUUGUCCCGCCAAUACACAAUUGCAACCACCAAUCCUAAUGCUGAGCUGCUGUCGAUGAUGAAGAGUCCAUGUCCUGUGGCUAUUCGCCAGGCUAUGCUUGGAUUGGAGCGACCCUUGUGUCGUUGUAGUCGUCACAUCAUACCACAGAUUAUGGACCUUGAGUAUGACACCUUCAUCCAGACGGAGGUGCCAGACACUCAGAUCGUAGUCAUUGAGGUGAUCUCCUCUAUAUUUCCCUACUCCACUGCGGCAGAGAAGAUGGUAGAAGAGAUCUAUACGAGUUGUAAUAGGAACCGUACCAAGCCCUGUGUUCAAUGUCGAGGAGACAUGUUCAGGCUCCUACAGUAUGACAUCACGACUGCUGCUGAGGGAUCUGACCACACCCAGCCUCUCCUUCUAACCCGACACAACGUGGUCCCUGGCAUGUUUCUAAUGUACCUCAAUGGAAAGCUUCUUUUCUGUGAUCAUAUUUUCAAUGGUUAUGGAAAUGCGAGAAAAGACUUCAGGAAACAGAUUAUGAAGUCAAGGGUUCAAGCAAUGCAAGGUUAUUCUCUGCCAAGGGAUUUCAGAUUCAGUCCAACUCGGGGUCGUAGUGGGAUGCGUUCAGCGUGGGGUGGAGAAAUAGGUGGAACAGGCGUUGACAAGUUUGGUCACCCCGGGACUGGGACAUCGUUGGACAGUGCACUGGUGCCAAUCAAACGACCAGGCUCUUCGUCUGCAGACAGUGGCAAGGACAUGCUAGACCAAGUCAAGGAGAUUUAUGUUCGUCUUGGACCUUUGCUUAACAUGCAACAGCAUACCAUCAAGAAGAGAAAACUGGAGUCCACUAGAGUUAUAACUAUGAGUCUGUCUCCGGGAGGAUUCCACCACACCAAUAUUGACGUACGACGUCACCUAUCGGCACCAGGGAGGAGAAUGCAGGGGACCGUUACGUGACCACGGAUGAAAACAAUAAUGCGGGACACUACAUACCUCAGCAGGACACCACAGAUCCUGUAGGAUCUGGCCCGUCACACGACAUAAAACAUAUCAUGGGACAAGAUGAUGACGACAUCUCCAUUACAAUAUAUAUUUAUUGAUUCAAUUGACUGUGAUAAACUUGUACGACUGAUAUAUUAUCCAUAUAUGGUAUUAUACUAGCUAGCGGCAGUGCUAUGUCUGGUGAGCGUUUUACAUAGACUUUGAUAACUACAUAUAGCUAAGUGCCAAUGUAAGAGAAAACGGUCAGACUUACUUGACCAAUUUAACCUAGUGCCUAAGAUUCUAACAAAACCGGUGGUUCUUUUUUUUAAACUAUUUUUUUUUCAAAACUUAACAAUUAAUUUCUCAAAUUUUACUUGGAAAAUAUAUGCUUUGUUGUGGCCUAAAUUUACAAAAAAAAAUAUAUCAGAUGUUGAAUUAGAAAUUAGAACACAACGUAGUUUAUUUUUGUUAUAUUUAUUUCCUAUUUUAUAAAUUUUUCAAAAUUGCUUCAAACUUGCUAUAAUGAAUCUAUGUUUUCUUUCUAGAAUACAUGUGUUUGAUCAUCAUUUCAGCAAAUAAUUAAAAGCUUUCUUAGUAUUGUAAUACAAAUAUAAUAUAUUUCAAGUCAUUACAGGGAUUUUAAAAGUUGGAUUUUUUUGCUGGUUAUUUAUUGCAUUUUAAUAAAAAAAAGUUCUAAUUUGCAGAUGGAAUUUUUCGAUACAGUUGUAGUUGUGAUUUGCAGUUGAACAUUUUUUGUUGUUGUUAAUGUUUUACUUGAUUAAAAAUCAUACCAGUUGGUAUUCUCAAUUUUAAAUUACGAGUAGGGGUCAAAAAUAGGCUCAGAUUUUAAAAUAAAAAAAUAUUUUGUUUUGUAAAUUUGAUUUACAAUAAUUUGAACCUUGUGAAUAUCUGAACUAUGUAUUGCUAACCUACAUAUACACACACCACCGGUGUCUAUAUCAUAGAGUAAACCCAAUGCUAUGAAACUUAUUGCCGCAAAAACUGCCAGUGUUUAUUUCCUUUUCUCUUGUGUAAUGCAAUAGCUUUGAAUUCUGUAGACCAUGAAUAUCUAAAUAUAUAACGAAAUGGUUCAAUCAUCUGCUUCCAUUUAAAACUUUUAUUUUUUGAGAACAGGGUAGUUCUGAAAAUCUGUUCUGAAUUUGAAUAAGAUAUGUUUUAUUAGUAUUGUGCUCAUAAAUAACUCAUUUUACGUAAGUAUUAUUUAUAAAUAAACAUAUUUUCUUGUUGAAUGAUUAUGAUGCUUGUGAUGAAAGAUUAGAUGAGUAAGCUGUGAUAAGGAUAUCAUUGUAGGUAGACUUGUUAUAAUUGUAGGUAUAUUUUAUUAUAAGUGCUGUCAAAAUGACCUGUCAUAUUCACCUUUUGUUGAUAUCAUUUAGUCACUGUUCAAAUCAGUCAUUCUAACUUUUUUUCAUGGUAUAUAUUAUUUCCACACCUAUUUUCAUUCCCCUCAAUUAGUGGGGUGAAGAAAGUAAUUGCUUCGUCAGUUUAUCGGUAUUGUGCAAUGAAAGAGCAAACUUAAAUUAGAUUUAAAUUAAACUAAUGAAAAUAUUUCAAUUAUUAACAAAAUGUUUUAAAAUUAUUUUGCUGACUUUUUUGACAAAUUUUUAAAGAAAAUUGUGCCUAAGUUAGAUUCCCUAGUAAGGACCUUAUGACAGUUCAUUAUGCCAGCACUAUAAUCACGGUUCUGCUUAACCUGUACUGGUGCCUGAUCAACUCACUAUAACUUUUAUGAACAAGAAAAUGCCAAAUAUACGUUAAUUUUUUGGUCUGUUAUUCUCUACUUUGUAUUUGAGACUGUUUAGUUGUAGUAGUAAAUCAUUUAAUGAUUGUCUAUAUUAAACGUUUUUUUUCUUCUUUUUUGUUUGUUACACAAUAUGCAGCCAAAUAUGCGAUAAAAAUGAAGCUUUAUUAGGGGUUAGUAUUAUGUCUUUGUCUGUGUUGUGUUGCUUGUGUAUGCCACUUUGUGUGUGCCAAAUCAUUACCUUUUCUCACCUCGUUACUUGCUACACCAUAUCUGAUUUACAUGUGUAGAAGAAUGAGGCUUGGUUGAGGCAUGUCCCUCUUAGAGCCCUAAAUCCAGAUCGUAGAUAUUAUAAGGUAGACUUACUAAAGUCCAGAUGACAAGGAAUCAUUAAUACAAUCGUUUGUAUGUUGAUUUGUUUUAUUUAUUUAAAUUAAGAUUAUAAUUUCAUUUUGUACUUGUGAUUAUAUGUAUGGGGGAAUAUUGGCCUGCAGGCUGAGACCAGUGAGCUAGAUUUGUAGAAAUUUGAUGGCCAAGAUCCAGGGACAGGUCAACUGGCUUUUGACUGUUGAACGUAAAUACAGUAUUUGUGAUUAUGUUGACAAGAGAUGUUACCUCCUAGUAAUUCCUGUAGUAUUACUGUGAAAUCAGAAAUGUUUGUGGGGCCAAAAUUUCCUGGUUUCCUGAAAAAACUUAAAUUACGAGUACCCACUACAACGAAGAAUCGCUUUAUAUUGAAUUUGUGAUUACUUCGUGGACCUAUGAAUUCGUGGAUGAAUAUAACCCACGAAAUCAACAAAAUAAAAA